Messenger RNA from Myotis daubentonii (Daubenton's bat), 6814 nucleotides. It is a transcript of the gene NCAN, whose product is annotated as neurocan. NCBI's taxonomy places the organism in Eukaryota, Metazoa, Chordata, Mammalia, Chiroptera, Vespertilionidae. Gene Ontology annotation, biological process: central nervous system development; glial cell differentiation; positive regulation of neuroblast proliferation. The record is from RefSeq and is a predicted model, not a curated record. Gene Ontology annotation, molecular function: hyaluronic acid binding; calcium ion binding. Gene Ontology annotation, cellular component: synapse; perineuronal net. The transcript has 14 exons. The coding region runs from base 362 to 4435 and encodes 1357 amino acids.
CUCAUCUAUUCCUUUCAAGUACCUGAUCUGACGUACGAAGAAACUGAGACACAGAGAAGCUAAGUUAUUUGCUCAAGGUCACACAGCAAGGAACAGACACAGAGACAACUCCAGGUUCUGAUUCACCCCAGCAUCCAUACUUCUGACCAUGAGACAUCACUGCUGGGAUUCUGAAGUCAGCUGGUGCUGGGUUUGGAUUCUGGCUCUGCCCUUGCUUGCUGCCUGUGCAACUCUGAAUGACACACUGGCCUGCCUGAGUCCCAGUUUCCAGACCUGUAGAGCGGAUUAGUUUUUCCAUGCCAACUCUCGGGGGGGGUUGUGUUCACCCCUCCCUCCCUCUCUUUCUUGAUCCAGGUCCAGGAUGGGGGCCAUGCCUCUCUGGGCCUCGGGCCUCCUGGUGCUCCAGAUACUGCUCUUGGUGGAUGGGGAACAGGGCACACAGGACACCACUGCUGUUGCCACGGCUGCUGCUGAGAAGGGGCUCCGCAUGCAGAAGGUGGGGUCUGGUUCUGUGCGAGCUGCACUGGCGGAGCUGGUGGCCCUGCCCUGCUUCUUCACCCUGUGGCCACGGCCGAGUGCCGCUGGAGAAGCCCCUCGGAUCAAGUGGACCAAGGUGCACACUGCAUCAGGCCAAUGGCAGGACUUGCCCAUCCUGGUGGCCAAGAACAACGUGGUUAGAGUGGCCAAGGGUUGGCAGGGACGUGUGUCUCUGCCCGCCUAUCCCCAGCACCGGGCCAACGGCACGCUGCUUCUGGGGCCCCUGAGGGCCAGCGACUCCGGGCUCUACCGCUGCCAGGUGGUGAGAGGCAUCGAGGAUGAGCAGAACCUGGUAUCCCUGGAGGUGACCGGUGUUGUGUUCCACUACCGGGCAGCCCAGGAUCGCUAUGCACUGACCUUUGUCCAGGCCCAAGAGGCCUGUCGUCUCAGCUCAGCCACCAUUGCAGCCCCACGGCACCUGCAGGCUGCCUUUGAGGAUGGCUUUGACAACUGUGAUGCGGGGUGGCUCUCUGACCGCACUGUUCGGUAUCCUAUCACCCAGUCCCGUCCUGGUUGCUAUGGUGACCGUAGCAGCCUUCCAGGGGUGAGGAGCUAUGGGAGGCGCGACCCACAGGAACUCUAUGAUGUGUAUUGCUUUGCCCGUGAGCUGGGGGGCGAAGUCUUCUACGUGGGCCCAGCCCGCCGGCUGACCCUGGCUGGCGCUCGUGCCCAGUGCCGCCGCCAGGGCGCAGCGCUGGCCUCCGUGGGCCAGCUGCACCUGGCCUGGCACGAGGGCCUGGACCAGUGCGACCCGGGCUGGCUGGCCGACGGCAGCGUGCGCUACCCGAUCCAGACGCCGCGCCGGCGCUGCGGGGGCCCCUCCCCGGGAGUGCGCACCGUCUACCGCUUCGCCAACCGCACUGGCUUCCCGGCCCCUGGAGCGCGCUUCGACGCCUACUGCUUCCGAGCUCAUUACCCUACUCCACAACAUGGAGACCCAGAGACCCCCUCAUCUGGGGAUGAGGGGGAGAUUCUAUCGGCAGAAGGGCCUCCAGCCAGAGAACUGGAGCCCAGCUUGGGGGAAGGGGAAGUGGUCACCCCUGACUUCCAGGAGCCGCUGCUGUCGAGUGGGGAGGAAGAGCCUGUGAUCUUGGCAGAGAAGCAGGAGUCUCAAGAGACCCCCAGCCCCGCCCCUGGGGUUCCCACACUAGCCUCAAGGCCUUCCCUGGAGGCUAAGGAGGUGUGGCUGAGCACCACGGCCCCAUUCUCCAGCAGCCUGGAGGAAGGCACUUCAGCUGGCACGCACAGCAAGGCGACUCCAGCCAACCUCAAGCCCAAGAGGCGGAAUCGCUUUAAAGGGUUGAACGGGCGCCACUUCCAAGAACAGGAAUCCCAGCAAGGGCUGGAGGGAAGGCUUGAGGUCAGUGCCCAGCCUCCCGCCCCAGAGGCUGCUGGGAAUCAUGUGGAGCCUGCCCUGGCCACCGGAGCCACAGGCUCCUUUGGGAGCGACAGGAGCCAAAGCCCCUGGGCUGUGCUGUCCAAUGAAGUGGAUGUGCCUGGAGCUGGUUCCCCUGGUGGCAGGAGCCCCCCAGAGCCCUGGCUGUGGCCCCCAACAGUGGUGCCACCCAGCAUCCCAGGCCCCAGCAGGGCCUUUGGCCUCGAGUUGGAGGAAGCCAAGGGCCCCAGUGUGAGGCUUGAUACUCUCAAACUUCCCUGGUCCCCCUCAGAGGCCACGGCUCUGGCUCCCAGCCCCUCAGAAGAUCCCAGUAGUGUCCCCUGGGAGGCGUCCCCCAUGGUCACUUCUCUAGACCUCCCUGUCAUGGCCAUGCUUCGUGCUCCCAAAGUGUGGCUCCUACCACAUCCUACACCCCUCCCUACCCAGACCAAUGGGGUUAAGGGUCACAGUGAGGCCAUGCCCUCUGCCCUACCUUCCCUGGCCUCAGAGACCCAGGCUGGUCCCCAGGACCCCAUCCAUCCAGAGAUGUAUUCCUUGCCCCCCUCCUUGGGCCUGACAGGACAAGAUCAAGAGGCCAUGUUCCUGACAUUUAGUGACCACAGAGCAGGAAGUCCCACAGCCCUCUCACAAGUAGCCACGGACACACAAACCAGAGCCAGUCCUAAUGCCCCCAGGGCAGACUUUGGAGAAAUUGGGGGGACCAGCCCCACUGGACUCAACAAAGCUGAGCACCCCAGAUCCAGCCCACAGGCUUCUGUGGAUUGGAAUGUGGCAGCAGAUUUCACCCUCACAGAGAUGGCAACUGAGCCCACGGGAGGGAGAGGAAUCUCAGGGUCUGCGUAUGGGGUCCUCUACACAGCAGAGAUUCCCACUUCCAGCUCACAGGCCCCUGUGCAAGAGGCGCAGGGCACGAGCCCCUCACUGCACAUCACAGAGCUGGACCCCCACACCCCCUCUGCACCGUCGGGGAACCCCAGAGUUUCCCUGAGUUUGGAGCCUUGGGCUGCUACAGAUGAAGGAGGUACACAGGGUCCCACGGAUACAGCCACAGUGGACCCCAGUGAUGCUGGUAGGAUUUGGGAAUCUGGAUCCCUCAUGGUUGAAGGAGCUGAACGCCCCACCAUGAGCCCUCAAGUGGCUGUGGAUACGAAUGUGGUGACGUCCCUCGUGUCCCUGGACCAGGGGGACAAGGGUGGGGUCCUGGCCACGUCCACCAUGGACUCUUCCAGCUCCCAACCCCACCCAGAGCCAGAGGGCCAGGUGGUGACCCAGGGAACACUGGAAGCCUGGGCCCCUCCGCAUGAGGGCAUCCCCCUGGGCGAUCCCACGCUUCCUCCUUGGACACCUACAGUGGCCAGCAUGGACGAGCCUGCGUCAGUGUCCUCAGGGGAUCCAACGGUGCUAUGGGACUCCCCCAGCACUCUGCUGCCUGCCCCUCGGGGCCUGGACAAGUCUGCGCUGGAGGUCCUUGCAGGAAGUGCCGGUGUGGAGGAGGCAUCGAGCGGAGAGGAGCCGGCCCUGCCAGGGGCCCCUGCAGAUGGGAGCGCAGAGCAGACCCCCUCGGAUCCCUGCGAGAACAACCCUUGCCUACACGGGGGCACCUGUAGAGCCAAUGGCACCGUCUAUGGCUGCAGCUGUGACCAGGGCUUUGCUGGGGAGAACUGUGAGAUCGACAUCGACGACUGUGUCUCCAGUCCCUGUGAGAAUGGAGGUACCUGCAUCGAUGAGGUCAACGCCUUCAUCUGCCUUUGCCUCCCAAGCUAUGGGGGCAGCCUCUGUGAGAAAGACACGGAGGGCUGUGACCGCGGCUGGCACAAGUUCCAGGGCCACUGCUACCGGUACUUUGCCCAUCGGCGGGCGUGGGAGGAUGCCGAGAGGGACUGUCGCCGCCGAGCUGGCCACCUGACCAGCAUCCACUCACCUGAGGAACACAACUUCAUUAACAGCUUUGGGCGUGAAAACACGUGGAUUGGCCUGAAUGACAGGAUCGUGGAGAGGGAUUUCCAGUGGACGGACAACACAGGGCUGCAAUAUGAGAACUGGAGAGAGAACCAGCCAGACAAUUUCUUCGCGGGCGGGGAGGAUUGUGUGGUGAUGGUGGCACAUGAAAGUGGGCGCUGGAACGACGUCCCCUGCAACUACAACCUCCCCUAUGUCUGUAAGAAGGGCACAGUGCUGUGUGGUCCCCCUCCAGCAGUGGAGAACGCUUCGCCCAUCGGGGCCCGCAAGGCCAAGUAUAAUGUCCAUGCCACUGUACGCUACCGGUGCGACGAAGGAUUUACCCAGCACCACGUGUCCAUAAUCCGGUGCCAGAGUAAUGGCAAGUGGGACUGGCCCCAAAUCGUCUGCACCAAACCCAGAAGGUCCCAUCGGAUGCGGCGACACCAUCACCACCACCAACAUCACCACCAGCGCCGCCACCACAAAUCACACAAGGAACGCAGAAAACACAAGAAGCAUCCGGCAGAGGACUGGGAGAAGGAGGAGGGGAAUUUCUGCUGAAGAACCAGGCAAACGAAAGCACAACCCCCUUCUCACGCCUCCUCUGGGGCCUUCGCCUGGGAAGAUAGAGCCUAGAGAGAAACGAGAGGGCCCGGGAGCCCCUGAACCCCACGCCCCCUCCCCAACCUUUUGUAAAAAGCUCCUCUCUCCUCUUUCUUACAUACACAGGUCCUCUUGGCAGGCGUGGCCAUGCGUCUGAAAAUCCGGUUCUAGUCAGGCUGGACUCUGGGAGAAUCUCAGUGGAAGGAAGCACAAUUGGCAAAGAUCACUCUUUGCUGCACUGGUUUAGUCUUUUGUUGGCAAGGCUCAUUGGCAGUUGUGGAGAUCAGGCUUUGAUGAGGGUGCAAGAGUGUCUGUUUGGGUCUGCACUAAGGAAUUGCUUUUCCUGCCAGAUCCAGGCUUUGUAAAUUGUCGGAUGUCCUAAAUGCAGCCUGAAGCCUUUAGUGACUGCGUUGGGAAUCAAAAACUACAUGGAAGCACACCGCUUGAACUUGACAACUGCUCUUCCAUGACCUUGGACUUGAACCCAAGUUCAGUCUUUGGUCUUGGUGGGUAAACAGUCUUGAACUCCUAUGUACUGAAUGUUGGGGAUGUUUUUAGAACAGCUUCCUUCCAUACCCUCAGAGUUAGGGGUCAGAAUAGCCAGGGCAAUAUGUGGGCAAUGACGGGAAGGUAUGGCUUAUUCUCCCAGGUCUUGUCCCAGAGCUGAGGUUUGGUGGUUCUGCAUGUGUGGUCUCACACACACACACACACACACACACACACACGAGGAUAUUUAGGGCUUGACAAGCCCAGAUUUCUUCCCCCUCCAUCUCUCAGGGAGACGAAGAACCUCCUUCCUGGACCAAGGAGGUGCCAGGUUUUCUAGAUCAGUGCCCGUACCCAUCCCUCAAGCAGACAUUGCUAGUGCACUGCCCUGGGUCCCACUCCUAUCGCCACCCCAGCCCUGUCUCGUCAUUGCCUGGAAGACUAGAAAUGCUUACAGAUUGAAGUAGUGACAUCUACCUGCAGUCAUGUUGUAGAGGGAUAUAGUGUUAAAACUGAAACACACACAUUUUUCUCUCAUAGUUUUUUUUUUAUAACACUUUUAUUGAUUUCAGAGAGGAAGGGAAGAGAGAGAUAGAAACAUCAAUGAUGAGAGAGAAUCAUUAAUUGGCUGCCUUUUGCACGCCCCCUACUAGGAAUUGAGCUGCAACCGGGCAUGUGCCCUUGACCAGAAUCAAGCCCGGCACCCUUCAGUCCGUAGGCCGAUGCUCUAUCCACUGAGCCAAACCGGCUAAGCCAUAGUUGGUUUUUUUCAAGCUUUUUUAAGUGGGAAAGAACGGCUGGCCUUCCUCCCCCAAAUCUGCAACCUAUGAAAGGACUUUCCAAGCUGAAGGCCGAGACCAGCUUCCUGAUCUCUAGGAGGAAAGAUCCACAGCUUUUCCUCCAUGUUUUGUCUACUCUAAGCCCCUUCGGUCUGGUAAAAAUCUGUGGAUUCGUAUUAAAAACCACAGUGGAGACUGACUCUCCAGGAAAGAAAAAUAAGCAAAUAUAUGGUCCAUCGAAGGGUUCGGUAGAGAAAAGAAUGUGUUGACUGAGCCUAUAUCCCUCCUGGGAAGUAAUAAUUAUAGUUGACAACUUUGGAGUCGGUACCAUGCUAAUAACUGACUAUUUCCUAGAAUCUUCUCAACAGCCCAUUGACGUAGGAACCAUCAGGCUCAGAUAAGAGAAAGGCACUGGCUUCAAGUCACAGUCAAGACAGAAGUAAGGAUUUGGCUCUGCCUCUGUCUGACUCCAAACACUGCUCUCUGCAUUGAGGAAAGAAUUGAGACAUAAUUGUGCUCCCUCUCACACACACAGGCAGAUUUAGAAAAAGAUUGAGCCCUCAUCCUUGACCAUGGUCUUCAGUCUUUCCUGCUAUACACAUUAUCCACUGCCCCACCAUAUGGUUAUCACUGAGAAAGCCCAGGGAUAUAGGUUUGCCUUCUUGCUUUGAUAAUUCUUGGUUUAAAAAAAAAUAGAAUAAUAAUUAACACAUCUUCAGUCACCCAUGUCACAAAAGAAUUUUCCUUUGUUGGGGGCCUGGAGAUGCAACCCUUUGGGGAGUGUCUUCGUUUAUGCUCCCUGCCUUGGCCCCCUCAGCCCCUUGCCCUGCCCCCACCCCAGCUCCAUGGUGGGGGGGGACUAUGGUAUUUUCUAAAGUGGGUGGUUUGUCUUUUGGUCUUUCUCUUUGGGGUUUGUGCGGGCCACAUGUGUGGCAUGUGUGUGUGCGUGUGAACAGCUUUGGGUUCCACUGGUUUUGCUGUGAGCUGCAGUGUUCUGUGGGUCUGUGGUAUCUGACACUGUGGACAUUAAUGUACUUCUUGGACAUUUUAAUAAAAAUUUUUAACAGUUCAA